AUGGGCUUUUCUGAUAUUUUUCUGAAGAGUAAGAGUCAUAAUCAGUAUCGAAAAAGCAGUAUCGGCUCUUCAUCGUCAAGGCCGCAAAGCCCAACAAUGAUGGCGUCGCCUCAAGGAAGAUCUUUCAAUCAACCGCUCCCGGACCAGAAGAAGUACCCCAAUAGCCACCGACUCACCAGACUAUUGAUUCUCGAAGGCAAAAUACAUUGGAAUUGUUGCAAAUGCGGGACCGCUGGCAAUCAAUUCGCCGUUCAUCCAGCUGACAUGGAUCCUGAUAAUUUGGCCCAACCUUUCUUCCUCUGGGGCGACAGCUUUUGUGCUGGAUGUUCUCACAACUUUUGCUCUACUUGUAUCGAGGGCCAUAGUUUCUGA
This is a messenger RNA of Saccharomycopsis crataegensis, 372 nucleotides long. RefSeq lists its product as uncharacterized. Lineage: Eukaryota; Fungi; Ascomycota; Saccharomycetes; Ascoideales; Saccharomycopsidaceae. Bases 1 to 372 code for a protein of 123 amino acids. The record is from RefSeq and is a predicted model, not a curated record. The transcript has a single exon.